Molecule: messenger RNA, 2616 nt
Organism: Coffea arabica (coffee)
Lineage: Eukaryota; Viridiplantae; Streptophyta; Magnoliopsida; Gentianales; Rubiaceae
Product: putative disease resistance RPP13-like protein 3
Biological process (GO): defense response to other organism
Molecular function (GO): ADP binding
Source: RefSeq, a predicted model, not a curated record
AUGGCUGACACUAUUAUCUCUCUUGUUGUUGAGAGAACUGGUGAUCUGCUGAUUCAAAAAAUUGUUUUCCUGAAAGAUGUUCGAGGCCAAGUUGAGAGACUUCAAAAUUAUCUGGUCCGGAUGCGGUGUUUCCUGAAAGAUGCUGAUCAGAGGCAAGAUGAAGAUGCGAGGAUCCGCAACUGGGUUUCUGAAAUCAGAGCUGCGGCCUACGAUGCGGAGGAUAUCAUUGAGAUCUUUGCCAGCAAAAUUGAAAGUAUAAAAGAUAAGGGAUUUGUGACUAGAUUGGCAUACUAUCCCUGGCGGAUGGUGAGCCUCAACAAGAUCGGUAAAGAGAUUGAGUCCUUACAGACAAGGCUCGAUGACAUAGCUGCUAGCCGCGAAAAGUUUGGUAUCAAAAAUCUUGGGGAGGGAACGAGUACACAUGGAGAAGAGCUACAACGGCUCCGGCGGUCCUCUCCUCUCAGCGAGGACAAGGAUAUUGUGGGCUUCGAGAAGAUAACAAAAUCCCUGGUGGCAGAACUUUUGAAAGCGGACAGAAACCGCCGCGUGGUUUCAAUCAUUGGCAUGGGAGGUGCUGGUAAGACAACUCUAGCCAAAAAAGUUUAUAACCAUGCUGAUGUUAGGGAGAGAUUCAACUGUCGUGCUUGGGUAUGUGUCUCUUCAAGCUACGAUUACAAAAAGAUGCUGAGGGCAAUCAUAAAGCAACUGAAUCCAAUAACUAAUGAGCUACUUGACAUGUUGGAAAAGAUGGAAGAGGAAGACUUGGAACGAAGGCUCUAUCAAGAUCUACAAGACAAAUGUUAUCUUGUGGUGCUUGACGAUGUAUGGGAGGAAGCAGCGUGGGAUUGUCUUGCCAGGAGGGCCUUUCCUGAUGUUGGCACAUCAAGUAGAGUGCUACUUACAAGUCGCAAUCGGGAUGUUGCCCAACACGCUGAUGCUUAUAGACACCCGUAUGAGUUGAAAACUUUGGGGCAGGAAGACAGCUGGCAUUUGUUCCUCAAAAAGGCCUUAGGCGACGGAGCUAAUGCUGGGUGUCCUCCAGAUUUGGAAGAAGUAGGCAGAGAGAUCGCAAGGAGAUGUGGCGGUCUACCACUGGCCAUAACGGUUAUAGGUGGCCUGCUACUAGGCAAGAAUAAGUCGAAGACUGUAUGGGAGGAAGUUCUCAACAACUUUAGCGCACACCUAUCAAGGAGCCGGAGUGAAGCAGGGGCAAUUCUGGAAUUAAGUUAUGCAGACCUUCCUGCCAAUCUGAAAUUUUGCUUUUUGUAUUUGGGUUUGUUUCCCGAAGACUCCGUGAUUUCUGUGCGCAAGUUGAUCCAUAUGUGGGUUGCAGAGGGAAUAAUGCAGAAAAGAGAUGCAGUAAAUUUGGAGGAAGCUGCAGCAUAUGAUGAUGUGGAACGACUUUGUAGCAGAAAUAUGGUCCAAGUGGCGGAAAUGACUGUUGAUGAGAGGAUUAAAAGCUGUAGAGUCCAUGAUUUGCUGCGAGACCUUGCAAUCAGGAAGGCAGAGGAUGAAAAUUUUUUUCAGAUCCAUGACACUAGAGAUGAUCAAAUAUCAGCCAAAUCCAGGUACCUUGCUGUUCAUAGUCUCCCUCUGGAUAAAAAUUAUUUAGGGUCUUCGCCCCCUCCUCUCCGGUCUCUACUUUUUUUCAAUGUCCGGGAGGUUAGUCUUGGCUUCAGAAGUUUCAGAAAGCUUAGGAUACUAGACCUUGAGGACGUUAAGAUGGGUUAUAAUUUGCCAAAAGAAAUUGAUAAAGUCAGGCUCUUAAGGUACCUCGGUUUAAGAGACACAUACAUUGGAAAGCUCCCCCAUUCCGUCGGUUGCUUGCGAUACCUACAAACUCUUGACAUGCGGAGAAGGUAUGCAAAUUGGAAAGUGAAAGUUCCAAAUUUCAUUUGGAAGCUUGAAAGUUUACGGCAUCUAUAUGCGAAGGGUAUGGAAUGUGAUGUGCCUCUUAAGAUUGAAGGAUUGAGAAAUCUCCAGACUCUGUCAGGCAUACGCUUUGAUGACAUUAUGCACAAUGACAUGACAACUCUGACAAGUCUUCAGAAACUGGGGGUUUGGGUGGAUGAAUGGUCAGAGAUAGACGAACUCUGCAUGCAUUUAUCUGAGGUUGGAAGCCUAAAGAAGUUACAUCUUUUUGCGGAUGCAAUUAGGCUACAGCCAAUUCUAGCUGGACUUUCUAAUCUCCAUCGUGUAACAGAGCUUAAGCUAUCUGGGAGGGGUUUGUUUAUGCUGCCUCCUGAUUUCCCUCCAAAUCUCUCUCGCUUGUCUUUGAGUUCCACAUGGCUCGAGGAUGACCCAAUGCCAGCACUAGAGAAGUUGGGACAGCUGUCGUUCCUCAAAAUAAAGGAUGAUGCAUUCAGGGGACCAUGGCAUAUGGUCAUUUCUAGGCAUGGCUUUCACCAACUGAAAUUCCUUGAGCUCAGCCGCCUACGUGAUUUGCAUGAAAUAAAGGUGGAGAAAGGUGCAUUGCCACAGCUCCAGUGCCUGAGAAUCAGGGACUGCCCCAAUUUAGAAAAGUUGCCGGAAGAGUUGAAGCACAUCAUGUCAAUACAAGUAGUAAUUAAACCAAAAAAAAAAUUUCAAGUCUUCAACAGGCCUCAAAAAUCCUAA